This is a messenger RNA of Guillardia theta CCMP2712, 894 nucleotides long. RefSeq lists its product as hypothetical. The coding region runs from base 1 to 894 and encodes 297 amino acids. NCBI's taxonomy places the organism in Eukaryota, Cryptophyceae, Pyrenomonadales, Geminigeraceae. The record is from RefSeq and is a predicted model, not a curated record. The transcript has 11 exons.
AUGCAAGGGAGGGAGCCAGGGGAGGACGGGAAGAGGAGGGGAGAGGGAGCGAGAAAGGGAGGGCAUGUAGGAGCAAGGGAUGGGAAGAGGACUGAAGACAUGCCCGUCAACGAAGGACUGGCGGCUCCGCUGCUGCAUGCAGACGAGGAUGAGAUCGCGGUGGAGGUGAAUGAAGGAGAGUGCAUGCACUGCUCCAACUUCUGCGAGGCCCUGCGGGCUCCAACGACUCAUGGAGCAGCAGCAGCGCCUGCAUGUUGCCUGUGCUACGAUAAGUCGCAUCAGCCCUCCUUUCACUGCGAUGCCUGUAAGGAGCGCAACAUGUACGACAUCAUCAACUCCUCCCUCAUCGAGCGAUCCUUGCUCGAGUCUUCCCACCUCUCGCUGCAGGGAUCCACAGGAGCUGCGCUCCGAGAGGAGGAGGAGGAGAACGAGCGUUCCCAAGAGAUAUCACGCACUAGCCAUGACGUGCGGGGCGACUGGGAGGAGCGGGAAGGGCUGGUGGAUGGAGCAUGGCGUGGAGGAGCCGGGAAGAAGUUCCAGAUCAGCGAGCCAUGGGGAGUGUGGAUCCUUGCAGACAGUGUGCGUGAAGAAUGCAACGUUCCACCGUCAGAUCAGGAAGAAGACGCAGGCAGCAAUCAUCUGAUGACGGACGAAGCUCAAGGAAACACAGCUGUCGCUCCCGUCCAAGAAACCAUCUGCAAGAACUCGGUCCAUGCCGAAACGAAGCGGAGUUGCAACGUGAUCUGGACGAUCAACGAGCUGUGCAAACUGCACGACGAGGGCAAGCUCAACGACGAGGAGUUUGCAGCUGCGAAGCAGAAGAUACUGAGCGGAGCUCGUACGAUGGACGAGGUGAACGAUGAGCACUGCUCAUGCGAGUGUGUCGUGCAAUGA